CUCGCUGUGAGUCAGGGCAGGCCACGUGAGGCCCCAGCGUCGGCCCUGACGCCUGCCCGCACGCCCUGCCCCGGGAUCCCAACCCACCGCACAGCCCUGCAGAGCUUUCCAACGACCGCAGAAAGGAGCACACAGCACGUGAGAAAUACAAACCAGGCACAGCAAUGGAGAACCUGAAUGUCCCAUUCCCAGAUCUUACUGAAGAACAGCAAGACAUUUUCCAGAGGGUUUUUACUGCUGAUGCCAGUUACUUGGAGCAUCAUGAGAAAAUGAACCAGUCCUUCUGGGAAUCACUUGUAAAAUGUUUAGCUACCACUGACCCACCUAUCCUGAAUACUGAAGAAAAGAACAAUCUCCUCAACAGCUGCAAUGUCCUGCCUGGAGGCUGUGCAGCCUGCCUGAAAGCUAUAGAGAAGAAAGGAGUCAAGGCAAUGGCUGUUCUUUACCUCUUGCUGAAGACAACCAACCCAUCUGGCUAUAGGCAGCUGCCCAGCUCCAAGGGAAAGGAUGAAAAAUUGAAACUCCUGAAGAGAUUGGAAAGGAAUCUCAUGCUUUCACAAGGGGAAAAAAAGGCUGAAAACUCAUCCCAGGAGUCCACGGAUGAAGAUACACAAGACAGUGACGGGGAAGAUUUAGGAAGAGAGAAGACUGAAGGCCAAUUACUUGGAGGCAUAUCAGCAGAGGUUGUUCCCUACAGGGAUUCAGAGAUUACCAGAAGAGAAGAUUCAAUUGCAGAUGCAUAUGACAACAAGGACACUCGCCUCCAUCAGUGGACAGUACGGUGGAUGGGCAUACGGAAGGAUGAUGAAUUCUUUCAUUUUGUCAUUCUUUGCUUUGCAAUUGGAGCUUUACUAAUUUGCUACUACUACUACAAAGAUUGGACUAUUUCUCUUGGAAUCGGUUUAAUCACCUUUGCUUCUCUGGAAACCACUGGGAUAUACUUUGGUCUAGUGUAUCGAAUUCGGAGCGUACUUGACAGUUUUGUUCCUCUGAUUGACAAAUUCAGGCCAACAGGUAUGAGGAAAGCUGCCUAGGAGCAUUAUUUCAGGAGAGUUCCACAAAACCCUGCUGCCUGAAUUUCUGGUAUUAAAAGAAUUGCUUCAUGAGGCAAACAUAAAAACCUCAUGGCUAAUGUGAAAUACUGAAAUGUUAAACCAUAGAAAUACACCAUUCCCUGCCCUCAAAAAUAAAGCUGAAACUGCGUUACAGGGGCCCAGUCUUUCUUCUGAAGUGAUUUGUGGCUCAGCAGAGCUCAUAAGACAACCUAGAUGUAGGUUUGUAUUUAAUUCCAUUAAAUAUAAACACAUUCUCCUUCCCUCCCCCAUGCCACCAGGUUAGUCUGCCCAUGGUAUAUCAAAAUCAACAAAAUGGCCAGUAUUAUCCUCUGCUGGUUCUGGAUUAGGCUCUGGAUGUUUCAGAAGGAAUCUUGGCAACCACAGAGCCACCUCCUCUUCACCCCUUGUGAUGCUGCAAACCAGGCAAACACCAGCUGCUUGCUUACACAGUUGAGCCCCAACAGUGCAACAGCACUGAAGCAGAUUAAUUUAUUGUGGCAGAACUCAAUAUAGUGGGUGUAUAAUGAUUUCACCCAGUGAAAGCUGGGUGAGAUUUUUACAUGCAGUGACAUAAUGGAGCAGUAAUGAGAUUAUUAGCAGCAGCAAAUUUCAUCUCUUGUUCUGAGGGGAAAAAUAAAGUGCUUGAUUUGACUCAGCCCCCAACAUUUUCCUUUCUUUGAAUAAAAUAAAGUGCAACUUUGACAUUCCUUCCGUUUUACGGGGACAUGUUAUGCAUUAUUGAUGUAAGGCUAAUGCAAUCAUAAGCAGACUGCAAAAAAAGGGAUACCUUUACAUUUUUAGUAAAAAUGUAAGGUCUUCAUACCCAUAGGAAGGCAUCAAGGCAGAUGCAAUGAGCCACAAAACGUGAAAUUGUAAGGAAACGUAGAUCUAAACUCCAUUAGCCUAAAUAGCCCAGAGUUCGAGAGAAGUGAUUUCAAGCCUUGCUCAGAAAAUUAAACCACUUACUUUUUAGUUGUACUUAGUUUUAAAUUCUAAGCACCAGUGUUGAUCAUUCUUGUGUAUGGCAGUUCCAUUUGCUCAUCCAGAAAUAUCAGCAAUUGUACACAGGCCUGUACCAACGCAGCGCAGCCAUUACCUAACACGUCAGGGGUUAAAUUAAGCAAUAACUAUCAAUACAAGUAAUUUUGUAAUAUUUAUA
This is a messenger RNA of Egretta garzetta (little egret), 2214 nucleotides long. It is a transcript of the gene TMEM40, whose product is annotated as transmembrane protein 40. NCBI's taxonomy places the organism in Eukaryota, Metazoa, Chordata, Aves, Pelecaniformes, Ardeidae. The record is from RefSeq and is a predicted model, not a curated record. The transcript is spliced from 14 exons. The coding region runs from base 165 to 1034 and encodes 289 amino acids.